Molecule: messenger RNA, 607 nt
Organism: Paramuricea clavata
Lineage: Eukaryota; Metazoa; Cnidaria; Anthozoa; Malacalcyonacea; Plexauridae
Source: the annotation of a GenBank genome assembly
CCAAGUAAUAUAACUUAGUCCCUAUAACCUAGAACCUCUGAAGAAAUGUAAGAACUCAUUUGAACUUAUUCUUUUAUAUGUCAGCUUAAAAGAUCAUGGGUAAGCAUAAGAGAAAUAAAAAGAAGAAAAAGAGAAAUUCAAGAAAUAAUGCGCAGUACGACCAAGCCUCACCGCACACAGAAGCACGUGGCCCAAACGCAAAGGGUAAAAAGCGUGAGCUUUCUCCGUAUAAUAACGGUCAACCACGUGGAACAGGUAACGACUCAAAUGCACAACGGGGAGAAAUAAAUACUAGACGUUCGGAUGGAACACGUUCAACUUCUCACGAAGAAGGAGGUCCAAAACGUCAAAAGCGUGUUAACGAGAACGAGCAGUCAGCCGAGAGAACCAUCGGUCAGACCUAUAAUGCAGAAACAUCUCAACUUGGCAAUUUCAGUGAUAGUAACCAAGUCAGACUAAACGCAUCUAGAUCCAGUGAAACGUUUGCGAAAUCAUUGCUAACAGCUGGGCAAUACCAGGUACUACAAUUUCUACUGUAUAUAGUUGAACUCAUACAUGGGUCAUGAAUUUAUCGAAUUUCCUUUACGUUCUACAAAUUGUUCUCGAG